This is a messenger RNA of Polychytrium aggregatum, 2711 nucleotides long. Its product is annotated as WD40-repeat-containing domain protein. The record is from RefSeq and is a predicted model, not a curated record. The coding region runs from base 90 to 2711 and encodes 873 amino acids. The transcript has 3 exons. Gene Ontology annotation, molecular function: protein binding. Lineage: Eukaryota; Fungi; Chytridiomycota; Chytridiomycetes; Polychytriales. Gene Ontology annotation, cellular component: precatalytic spliceosome. Gene Ontology annotation, biological process: mRNA splicing, via spliceosome.
CGAUCUACAAGACAUAUGCCGACCAACUCGAGGACAAGAUUCCGUUCCUGGUCACCUGCGGUCCAGCACCCACCUGGGAUCCGUGUGUGAUGACACUCACAGAACAUACUGACUGCCUAAAUUAUGUCUCCCUUUCGGCGGACGGCAAGUGGUUCAUAUCAGGCUCGAACGACGGAGAAAUCAAAAUAUGGGAUGCUGUCUCUGGUCAGCUGAAACGAACCCUUGGUGGUGGCGAGCAAGCUUACUUGACGACAGCCAUAUCUCCUGACGGCAAAACCGCUGCGUCGGGUGGAUGCGACAACGUCAUAAAGAUGUGGAACGUGGUCACCGGCCAGCUCAAGUACGUCCUCAAGGACCACACGCACUGGAUACGUAGCCUCUGUUUCUCCCCGGAUAAUGAAUACCUUGUCUCUGGCUCUGAUGACAAGACCAUCAAGGUGUGGGAUAUUGCAACCGGCCAAGCAAAGCACACGUUCGAAAGCCAUACCGAGCCACUCUGUUGUGUCGCCUACUCCCCAGACCAAAAAUGGAUCUUAUCCGGGUCGUGCGACAACACCAUCAAGAUAUGGGACUCCACAACAGGCCAGCUGAAACACACUCUCGAAGGACACACCUACUGGGUUUAUUCAGCCUGCUUUGCGCCUGAUGGAGGCUCUAUAGUCUCAGCCUCGGCUGAUCACACAGUCAAAGUCUGGGACUUUGUCACUGGCAAGUUGAAGAUGACGCUCGAAGGCCACACCAACUCCGUGGGCGCCGUUACCGUCAGCCAUGACGGCCGCUUCAUUGUGUCUGGAUCCUGGGACAAAACCAUCAAGAUCUGGGACGCAUCCCUGGGGCAUCUCAAGAGAACCCUCGUUGGACACGAUCAUUACAUCCUUGCCCUGGCCGUUUCAACCGACGGCCAGUGGAUCCUGUCCGGCUCCGAAGACAUGACGGUUAAAAUCUGGGAUGCGAAUGCCCAGACUCCAGAGUCGGUCACGGACCACAUGGAUUACAUACGAGCUACUAUUUUGCUUCCUGAUGGGGGUACCAUCGCCUCCGGGUCCAAUGACUCCACUAUCAAGGUUUGGGAUCUGGCCACAGGUGGGCUCAAGCUGAAUCUGAAAGGACACACCGACUAUGUGCUUGCUCUCGCAGCCCUUCCUGAUGGCCAGUCGAUCGUCUCUGGAUCGAGAGACUCGAUGAUCAUGAUAUGGGACAUUGUCUCUGGAAAGCGUCUCCAGACCCUCGAGGGUCAUACCGAAGCAGUUGGAGCAGUUGCGGUGUCAUUUGACGGCCAGCACAUCAUCUCCGGAUCGAAUGAUCACACCGUCAAAGUAUGGCAUGCCUCUUCUGGCCGCCUGAUACACUCGCUCGAUGGCCAUAACAUGGACGUCCAGUCGAUUGUCAUCUUACCAGGCGACAAGGGAAUCGUCUCUGGCUCGGACGACAAUACGAUCAAGAUCUGGGAUAUCGAAACUGGCCGUCUCAGACAAACACUCGAGGGACACGCAGGAGCACCCGUCUCCAUCGACAUCUCCCCCGACGGCCGUAUCAUCACAAGCACCGACUAUGACGACGUUACUAUUCUCUGGAUGAGCAGGGAUGAUGAAUUCGUCCGCUCCGAAAAGGCCUUGAUCGAUUUCGAAGCUACUGAUCUUGGCCGACCGCCACCAACUGCAUGGAUGGAGGCAGCCGAGUCCACCCAGUGGCUGCGGCACAACAAACACAUUAUCAAGAUUCCUCACAAUCUCUUUGAUUGGUACUCUCGCCACGUCUCUGAUGACAGCCAGAUCUACAUGGUCUUCCAUCGCUUGACAAAGAUCGUGGCCAGCUAUACCGACACUCCGCAGACCCAACUCGCAUAUGCUCGCUAUCUCGCCACCUCGCCCGACCCCCGCCGCCAGUCCAAGGCAGUUGAUGCCUUUGCCAAGGCCGCCGAUGGAGGAAUUGCCGAGGCGCAGUUCCGACUGAGUGAAUGCUAUCUCGAUGGAUUCGGGGUCGAAGCGGAUCCGGCUCGGGCUAUCCCGUGGCUCGAGAAAGCUGCUCAACAAGGGUGCUACGACGCUCAUUUCAGACUUGGCCUCUGCUGUCGCGACGGCCUUGGCACAGAGAUGGAUCGUGAGAAGGCACUCAAGCUCCUCGAGUCCGCCGCGGCCGGUGGUCGGGUCAAUGCGCAGAUCGAGAUGGCCCGGCAUUUUGAGCAGGGGACCACCGCCGCAGUCGAUCAUGCAAGCGCCCUCCACUGGUUCCAACGCGCUGCUGAGCAAGGAUCUGCUGAGGCCCAGUUUCAAGCCGGCCGGCGUUACGAAACCGGAACUGGGACCGAGGCCGACAUUAGUAGUGCAUUGAUUUGGUUCAAGCGUGCUGCGGAUCACGGCCAUCUCGAAUCUCAAUUUUACCUCGGCUACUGUUACUACUUUGAUUUCGGAACAGUGGGAUCCUACAAGAAGGCAUUCGAGCUGUUCGAGACAGCUUCAAGCCAGGGUCAUGUCGAGGCGAAGCUGCUGCUUGGGCAAUGCUAUAUGGACGGCUCAGGCACAGCAACCGACAAGUCCAAGGCGUUUGAGCUCCUCAGAUCCGCUGCGGAGCUUGGUCUGCCGGCUGCACAGCACGUUCUUGCCGGCUGCUAUCGUAACGGCGAAGGAGUCGAGCCAAACCCGGAAGAGGCCGCCCGCUGGGACCAACGUGCUGCCGACACAGGCAACAGCGAGAACAUGAGUCAAGCAUGA